Molecule: messenger RNA, 3760 nt
Organism: Coregonus clupeaformis (lake whitefish)
Lineage: Eukaryota; Metazoa; Chordata; Actinopteri; Salmoniformes; Salmonidae
Product: integrin alpha-X
Exons: 30
Coding region: 62-3544 (1160 amino acids)
Biological process (GO): integrin-mediated signaling pathway; cell-cell adhesion; cell adhesion mediated by integrin
Cellular component (GO): external side of plasma membrane; integrin complex
Molecular function (GO): integrin binding
Source: RefSeq, a predicted model, not a curated record
CUGUCCUGCUCUUCUCUGCAUUCACAACUAUGAGAGGACUGUAGCGCGGACUUCAGUCGACAUGGACAACCAACUGAAACACAUCCAGUUUUGGUGUUUACUGGGACUUUUGAAAUUCGCACCAUUGACAGUGGGGUUUAGCUUCGACGUUCGCUAUCCCAGAACAUUAAGUGUCUCGGACUCGGAGGCAGCAGGUUCCCAUUUCGGUUAUCGCGUCUGUCAGUUUGGACCGACGCAGGGAGACAACAGUGUGUUGGUCACAGCUCCUCUUCAAGACAAUGGGACAGGAGUGGUUUACAGAUGUUCUUAUGACAGUGCCACUUGUAAAGCUUUACCUGUACAAGUGGAGCCAGGAGUUUCAUUAGGAUUGUCCCUAGCUUGUAAUGCUGACAGAGCUACGGUGUGUGGACCACGUUGGAUCCAUGGCUGUGAUACUCUAAACUACCUCCAAGGACUUUGUGUUGAGCUUGGGCCACAGCUUACGGUCUCACAAACACUGAAGCCUGCCUUUCAAGAGUGCCGUGAGUUUGGCUUGGAUGCAGUGAUUCUGUUUGACGGAUCUCAGAGUAUCAUAACCAGAGACUUUGUCACCAUGAUCGACUUCAUCAAAAACAUUAUUCGGAUGUUCACUGCCCCCCGUGCACAGGUGGCAGUGGCUCAGUAUUCCACAGACACCCGUGCUGUCUUCCACUUUGUGGACUUUGUGUCUGACCCUAACCCUGACAACCUGAUGGGAUCCGUGGACCAUUUCCAGGAGGCGACAUACACCCCGUCAGCCAUCCGCUAUGUUCUAGAAGAGAUGAUGACAGAAGAACAGGGGAUGAGGAAACGUUCCAGGAAGCUGUUGGUUGUGAUAACAGACGGCAAAUCUAACGACCCCAAAGAGACCUUUAACUCUGUCAUACCAUUGGCCGAGAUGAUGGCCGUCACCAGAUUUGCCAUUGGGGUUGGGAAGCAGUUCUCUAGACUAGAGCUUGAGCAGAUUGCGUCUUCCCCGAACUUUGUAUUUGAGACAAACAGUUUUGAUGCUCUGAAAUCCAUUCAGAAGGAGCUUAGGGAGAAGAUCUUUGCAAUUGAAGGAACUAACUCGACCAACUCCAGUUCUUUUGAACAGGAACUGUCCCAGGGAGGCUUUAGUACCACUCUCUCUGGGGAUGUCUCUCUGUUUGGGGCAGUAGGGUCGUACUCGUGGUCCGGGGGCAUUGUGGAGGCAGCCAGAGGGAUGAAUGCCACGUUCAUCAAUGCCUCUGCACUGGAGACAGAAAUGCAGGACUCCUAUCUGGGUUACUCAGUGGCAGUGGCAGAGACAGUGAAUGGCAGUAUAUAUUUUGCUGGAGCUCCCAGGUUCAACCACACUGGGCUGGUCCUGGUCUUCCAGAGGGACCCUCUCCAUCAGGAGUGGACUGUCACCCACAGGAUACCCGGAUCUCAGUUUGGUUCCUACUUCGGGGCAGAGCUGUGUGUGUUAGAGAGCCAUGCUGGGCCAGGGGAGGGCCGUGCUGGGCUGCUACUGGUUGGGGCUCCUUGGUAUCACGCCCAGGAUGUUGGGGGAGAGGUCCAUGUCUGUACCCUGGAGACUGGAACACCCAACUGCUCCCUCACCCUGCGUGGAGUCCAGGGGAAUGUCCAUGGUCAGUUUGGGACGUCUCUGUCUGCCUGUCCAGACCUGAACGGGGACGGGGUGCCGGAGCUGGCUGUAGGAGCCCCACUGGAGAACAGAGGACAGGGGAGUGUUUACAUCUUCCUGGGACGCCCUUGGGGCAUACAGGCCAAAUACAGUCAGAGGAUCCAGGGGGUAAGAGGUGACAGAGGGCUGCAGUUCUUUGGGGUUUCGGUGCACUCUGCUGGGGAUCUGAAUUCAGACGGACUGGCUGAUAUGGUGGUGGGAGCUAAAGGAGCCGCUUUCAUACUGAGGUCCCAGCCAGUGAUGCGUGUGUUGGUGUCUGUCACCAUGGACCCACCCGUGAUCUCCCAGAACUCCUUCCACUGUGCUGUCCCCAUGGCCCUUAACACUCCCGUAACCACAGCCAUUCUGUGUGUCACUGUCACUGGGGCCCACGUGGGAAACAUACAGGCUUCUCUCCAGGCGUCAGUGUCUUUGACUGUGGAUCUACUGGAGGACCAGACCAGGACCAGGCCAGCCCGUCUGCUCUUCUACCCCAGAUCAACAUCCUCCAGCUGGAAUAUGACGGUUACAGGCACUGCCUGCCACAACUUCUCCCUCAGUAUCCCGGAGUGUAUAUCAGACUACCGUGAGGUGCCUCUGUCUGUUCAAAUGGCUGUGGAGGGCCUGGAAGUACCAGGGACAGGAGGACUGAAGUCAGUCCUGAGCCCAGACAACCCAACCUCCUUUGCACACAUGAUCUUGCUGGAGAAGGUUUGUGGCGAGGACCAUGUGUGUGUCUCUGACUUAUCUGUCAACUUCACCAGUCCAGAGGUGGUGUGUAGCCAAGGUUUCCCAGUAGAAAUGUCUGUAGAGGUGGCUAACAGUGGAGAGGAUUCCUCUGAGGCUGAGCUGACACUGGUCCACCCCUCCUCCAUAUCCUUUGUUCGUGCCAAACGGCCAUCAGGACCAGGCCAGGUGGCUGUUUGGUGUGUGUCCAACACUACAGGACUAGGAAACCUCACACACACAGUGUGUCCCCUCAGCUCUACUGUCCUGAGACAGGGGGCACGGGUGACAGUGUUGAUGUCAUUCACAGUGUUUGAACCGUCCUGUUUGAGAGAAAGACUGGCUUUGAAUGUGUCUGUUAUUACUGACAAUGAAGGACAGGGAACCCUUCAGGAUAACUAUGCAAGCUCCUCUGUAGAUGUUAAACUUCCUAUCAAUAUUGUUGUGAAAGGAGGAGACUCCUCCCUAUAUGUAACUUUCCCAGACAACAAGCUUCUGGAGCACAUAUACAUGGUGGAGAAUAUAGGACAUGUGGCAGCACCGGUCAAUGUUACAUUUGUGAUUCCAGUGGAGUUGGACUCUGGUUACCUGUGGAAUGUGUCUCUUCCUCAAACAGAUAACAGCAGAGGAAAGUGUGAGAGGAAGGAGGUAUUCUCUAAAAAGGAAAACAGCACUCUGUUUUAUCAGCACUGUAGUGGGGUCAUCUGUCAUCUGGUUGGCUGCACUAUAGGACUGUCAGCCAACAAUCAGCCAACCAUCUUCAAGUUUGUUGGGAAUAUCAGUCGAAACUCUGAGGGUUCAGCGGUGCAGGUGGAGGUGGUCAGUUGGGGCUCGCUGUCCUUCGACCAGAGUGUCUACUCCCAAUAUCCUGCCCUUGGUUCUCAGAGUGUGAAGAUUCUGUCCAUUCUGGAGACAACGCCUGAAUCCCGCACUGCCCUCAUUGCUUCCCUCAGUGUUGUGUUUUCACUGUUGCUACUGGCGAUAGUCUCUGGGGUUCUCUACAAGAAAGGGUUUUUCAAGAGCAGCAGAACGCCCUCUGGUGGUGUAGAUUAUAGUGCAGCUGUUCCUGGAUGGACUGCUGACAAUGCAGCCCAUGAUGAUGACCAUGGUCUGACCGCUGAUAUUACCUCACUGAGGGAGACCACCCUGUAGCAGUAUUCUGAGCUGACCAACUCAGUCACCCUAGCCUUUCUGAUACCUCUGUCAGACACCAUGCCUACAUUACGAUUCUCUCCCAAAGUGUGCACUCAUACAUCUCGAAGUGUGCACUAUUAUUUAAAAGGAAUGGACUGAUAUGAGGAAUAUGGUGGAAACUCCCUCCAGUGGCAUUCAGGGCAGAGCCUGUUUUGCAUGUUAUUUUGGCAUUAA